UUAACAUUAGCAUUAGCUUGUUUUUCUCCCCGACAGCUGCCUGUUUAUCUGUCUACCUCUCUCUCUCUGAAUCACUCUGAGUCACACCCAACAGGAGCGGCUCGGUUCGAACCCGGAAGUAACGCUGACAGCGGUGUUAGGUUCAGGUGUCAAGGUGACUCCGGUCAGUCAGAAUGAGCUCUAAAGGAGGCGGCACCGCUCUGACCCGCCGCAACUACAGACUGGCUUCAGACACAGACAAACCCAAAGCCACAGGUAUCGUUAACGAGAAGUUGCUGAGUGACUACCUGCACCAUGUGUUUCCUUCCACCAAACAGGGACCUGCGCUGGCCUCCCUCAGGAAGCCUCUUGGUUUCCAGGAUCUUGGUGCUCACCUGGAGAGAUUGUUGUCCGAGGGGGAACCCACUGAGGACAGUAGAGAUCAGCCUGUUGAAGGUCGUCUGGGCCCUCAGCCGGUCGUCCUGGAUCACACCAGCGGCUUUGAAGGACUUCUGUUUGUAGACGACGACCUGCUGGGGGUCAUCGGCCACAGCAACUUCAGCUCCAUCAGAGCCACCACAUGUGUUUAUAAAGGGAAAUGGGCCUACGAGGUGCUGAUCUCCUCCCAGGGUCUGAUGCAGAUCGGGUGGUGUACACUCAACUGUCGCUUCAACCAGGAGGAGGGUGUUGGCGACACUCCGGACUCCUACGCUUACGAUGGAAACAGAGUGAGAAAGUGGAACGUGACGACCACUAACUACGGAAAGUCGUGGGCCGCUGGAGACAUCGUCAGCUGUCUGAUAGACCUGGACGAGGGAACCAUCACAUUCUGCUUGAAUGGCCAGUCUCUGGGCACAGCGUUCACCAACAUUAAGAUGGGUCCGGGCGUCGCUUACUUUCCUGCCAUCAGCCUCUCCUUUAAAGAGUCGGUGGCUUUCAACUUUGGCAGCAGACCUCUCAGGUACCCUGUGGACGGCUACGUACCCCUCCAGAACCCCCCAACUACAGACCUGAUGAAAGCCCACAAACUACUGGGCUACAUCAAGAACGUCCUCUCCACUUCCAUCGACGCACAGGAGGAGAGGUUGGUGGAGACGGACUGUUCAGCCUGGAGGCUUCACGGAGAACCGACUGUCCUCGUCACCUUGGCUCACAUCUUCAACCACUUCGCUCCACUCAUGUGUAAAGUGUACCUGGUGGAGGACGUGCUGAUGAACUUCCUGUUGGGGAUUCUGGAGGGAGGAGGUUCAGUAGAUGAACACCAGCUCAUACAGCAGCUUCUGGAUCUCUUCUGGCUGCUGAUGGAGGACUAUGAAGUGAACGAGUGUCUGAAGCAGCUGAUGAUGUCUCUCCUGAGGGCCUACAGAUUCUCCCCCAUCAUCCCCGAUCUGGGCUUCCAGAUCCACUACCUGCGUUUGACCACGGCCAUCCUGCACCACGAGAAGUCCAGGAAGUACCUGCUCAACAACGUCUUGUUCGAUGUUCUGCGUUCGGUCGUGUUCUUCUACAUCAAGACCCCUCUGAGAGUGAAGGAGGCGGGGCUAGAGGAGCUCAUCCCGACCACCUGGUGGCCCACGCACUUCGACAAGGAGGGGAAAGAUGAGCGGGAACCAAAAGACGAAAGUGCAGACGAGCGACUGAGACGAAGAGCGUACGAGAGAGGCUGUCAGAGACUGAAGAAGAGGAUCGAAGUGGUGGAAGAGUUGCAGGUUCAGAUCCUGAAGUUGCUGCUCAAUAACAAAGACAAAACUACGGGAGAAGCCUCUCGCUACAUCUUCCUCAAUAAAUUCCGGAAGUUUCUCCAAGAAAAUGCCAGCAACAGAGGGCACCCUACAGCUCUGUGCCCUCCUGAGUACAUGGUGUGUUUCCUCCACCGCCUCAUAACGGCGGUGAGAGCCAGCUGGGACGACAGCAGCAGGAAGAGUCCGAGCAACAUCAGCAGCGAAGAGGCCUACGUCCCCCCUCAGCUCUUCUACAACGGGAAGGUGGACUACUUUGACCUGCAGAGACUUGGGGGGCUCCUGUCCCACCUGAAGAAAUCACUCAAAGAUGACUUGGCGAGUAAAGCCAACAUCAUCAUCGACCCUGCAGAGAUCCAGGCCACGUCUAUGGAUGACCUGGAUGAGGACGAGGAGAGCGGAGCAGCUCAGAGGCCGUUUGGUGCGGCGGCGAUGGGCGGGGCUCUGGCUCGGCCCAGCUGGUUGAGCUCUCCCACUCUGGGCCGAGCCAACCGCUUCCUGAGCACGGCCGCCGUCAGCCUCAUGACCCCCAGACGACCCCUCACGCAGCCGGAGAAAGUGAAGGUCCGCACCCUCGCCGUGGAGCAGAGGACCGAGGAGGACAUCGAGGGAAGCCAUGGUAACGACGGCCUGUUGCUGGGGCGACCGCUGGAGGAGCCCGAUCAGCUAAUGGCGGACAAGUCCCUGCUGGAGAUUGUUGACGGCAUCGUGAUGAUGUACAACCUGAGCGUCCAUCAGCAGCUGGGAAAGAUGGUGGUGGUUUCAGAUGAUGUCCACGAAUACGCCGUCGCACUGAAGGACACCGAGGAGAAGAUCGCACGAUGCCCUGCAAGAAGACCAGACAUCCUGGACGAGCUCCAGAAAAGCCAGAAGGUGUUUGCGGAGAAGCUGAACCACCUCUGCAGGAGACUGGCCUGGAUCAACGCCACCAUCUACUCCAAGGAGAAGAUGCUGGACGUUUACUGGCUGCUGUGUGUUUGUAUUCGGACCAUCGAGCACGCCGACAACACCGGUUCGUUGUUCGCCUUUGCUCCGGAGUUCUACCUCAGUGUGGCCAUGAAUGCUUACAGCGCCCUCAAGAACUACUUCAGCCCUGCAAACAGCAUGGAGGAACUGCCAGGCUACGAAGAAACCCUGACGCAACUAGCCGCCAUCCUCGCCAAGCACUUUGCUGAUCCACGCAUAGUAGGAACAGACAUCAAAGACUCUCUGAUGCAGGCCCUCGCCAGCUACGUCUGUUACCCACAAUCCCUCAGGGCGGUGGAGAGGAUCCCAGAGGAACAACGUGUCGCCAUGAUGAGGAACCUGCUGGCGCCGUACGAACAGAGACCCUGGGCCCAGACCAACUGGAUCCUGGUCCGACUGUGGAGGGGUUGUGGUUUCGGCUACAGGUACACUCGUCUUCCUCACCUGCUGAAAACCAAACCUGAGGAUGCCAACCUGCCCAGUCUGCAGAAGCCGUGUCCGUCGUUGCUGCUGCAGAGACACAUGGCGGAGCUGCUGAGCGUGGACAAAGACAUGGCCGCCUCGUUCCUCAACAGCGUCCUCAACCAGCUCAACUGGGCUUUCUCCGAGUUCAUCGGCAUGAUCCAGGAGAUCCAGCAGGCUGCAGAGCGACCAGAGAGGAACUUUGUGGACACUCGUCAGCUGAAGGUGUGUGCGACCUGCUUCGACCUGUCCGUCAGUCUGCUGCGAGUUCUGGAGAUGACCGUCACUCUGGUUCCAGAGAUCUUCCUGGACUGGUCCCGUCCGUCUGCAGAGCUCCUGCUCAGACGGCUCGCUCAGUUGUUGAACCAGGUGCUAAACAGAGUGACGGCAGAGAAGAACCUGUUCGAUCGAGUGGUCAACUUGAGACUGCCAGGUCUGGAGAGUGUGGACCACUACCCGAUCCUGGUGGCUGUAACAGGCAUCCUGGUUCGGAUCCUGGUGGACGGAGACAGACAGGGGAUAUCUCGGGCGGCCUCCGUCCUGCUCUCUGACCCCUGUUUCCAGCUCCACUCCAUCCAACACCUAUUGGGGGAGGGGGCGGACUCCUCCGGCUCCUCCGGCUCCGCUGCAGCCGUCACCUCCACCUCCACCGCCCGGCCGGUAGUCGGGUCCCUGGGGUCGACCGUGGCCCCCGUGAUCCCUUCAGCUGCUGCCAGCGCAGGGACCUCUGAACGCAAGCACUUCUCCCUGCAAGCAUACACGGACUACAUCAGCGAGGAGGAGAAACAGAAGGUGGAGCUGAUGUUGACCUUUCUCACCGAAGAAUCCAAACAGGCUGCAGCCAGCACCGCUCCGACCAGUGAGGAAGACCUCUGCCCCAUCUGCUACGCCCACUCCAUCUCCGCCGUCUUCAAGCCCUGCUCACACAAGUCCUGCAAAGCCUGUAUCAACCAGCAUCUGAUGAACAACAAGGACUGCUUCUUCUGCAAAGCCACCAUCACCGGGGUCGAAGACUACAGCAAGCCAGCCGCCUCCUAACACACACACACACACACACACACACACACACACACACACACACACACACACACACACACACACACUCACACUCACACACGUUAGCUGUUAUCCGUUAACACUCACUCAUCUGAAAGCCCUUCAAACAUCCCAUCACAUAUCAGUGAACCCAAAGAUUUCUCACAGAGGUCUGUACUGCAUGUGUGUGUGUGUGUGUGUGUGUGUGUGUGCGCGUGUGUGUGUGUGUAUUUAUUUUGGGGGAAAGCGAUUCAUAGAACUUUUACUUUCUCUCGUCUGUUCCAGUAAACGGUAGACGUCGGUGUGAGUGAACAUGUGACGUGAAAAGAGCAAAUGAACAUUUUCUAAAUACAGUAUAUUUAGCCUGACAGUGUUGGUCAUAAAUACAUAAUAUCUAUAAUAUGUAAAUCCAUUCAAAGCAGUGGUUUCCAACCUCUGGACUAGGAGUACUUUAAACAUCUCAGAGGUAACUAUUGUACUUUUUGCUCCAUUUGUCUGAUGUAUCUUCUCAGAUGACAGUUUUUCAUCUCCUUCCUGUCCAGUGAAAAGCUCGUAUCUCCAGAUGUGUUGCUGUUGAACGUUUGUGAUGAACUGAAGGAUGAAGUGUUUCCUUUAUGUGUUGAGAAAAACUUCUUCAGCUCUAUUUACUCUGUAAAAAGCAUCGUCGUAAUGAUGUUUUUCUUUUUUAGAGAUACGUGGUUCUCACAGGAACAUCUGAGGAUCUUAUAGAAUACGAUGCAUUGAUGUAGAUCCAACUAGCUGACAGGACAUAACGGACAUCGAUGCAGCAAUAACAUUAAUCCAUAGACAUCAUAUAUAAACAAAUAUAUAAACACUGACAUUCUUAACUCAUAGUGGAGUAUUUUCAAAGAAGUGGUAGUUGUGGUAUAAGUACUUUUACUGCAUUAAAGGAUCUGGAUACUUCUGGCAGCGUUUCCAAAGAUAAAUAUGAUUAAAAAACAAUAUUUCUUUGGACUUCUUACAUGAAAGAUCUAAAUGAAAAGUCUCUUUUUGUGUUGAAUUCUCACACUUCCUGUCGCCACUGAGGCCAUGACCUUUAAUAAUUAAGGGAUCAUUAGUAAACGUUUCAUUUAAAAGGUUGGAAACCGAGGUUUUAAUUCAUAUCAGAUUUAUAAAGAUCCAGGUACGAACUUAUAAUAAAUAUAUAUAUAAAGUAAAUACUUACCCUCCAUCAGUUUUAUAUUCUCACUUAUCCUGUUCUGGGUCAUUUGCGAAUGGAUCUUAAAAUCCCAGCAUGCAUUGGGAGAAAGAAAAAGGUCAAAUCCUGAGUGGUUCUGCAGUGAAUCACACGUCUAAAGCCGUUCAGAUGAAGCCUGAUUCUAGAUCAGACUUUCUGCGCCGAUUGAGUUCCGUUUAGAGUUCAGUUUGAGGUCUCCAUGUUUGAUCGAUCGUCUGAGUCGUUGAUGAAACGUCCGUCUGAUUUCCAACAUGGCUGCUGUCAGACGAUCGCUUGUUAACCGUCGUAAAUGAUUGUUGAACUUCCUGCCGUCGUGUUUCUCAUGUCGUACCUGGACUCUUCAUCCAUCUCCAUCUGAGGCUCCCUGUUUUUCUCCUUUUCGUCUUAACUUUAACUUUACACAAAGUGAAGCUGCUUUUUUCUCUUUUUGUUGAAUUUUUUUUUUUUUAAAUCGGCAUGUUUGAAUAACUCAAUUAGAAGUAACUAUGGUAACGACUGAUUGGGGGUCCCAUGUUUACGUACAGGGUCGAAAUCAAACGUUUUGCGUGAACGCAGUAUACGAGGUGAAUAACGACGUACAGUGUCUGUACAGUUUAACGCUAAAGGCAGGCGAACACAUGAACACCUGAAGAUGAUUCAGAGUUUACCUGCACGUCCAAAAAAACCACAAACACAGGAAGUCUAACUCUUUACAUCUCUUUAAUCUUCUACAGUCGCAGAGUCCAGGCUGAGUUUGUGAUAUUCACUGUACUGUAGUGUGAUAUAGUUUACAGGUUUCUACUUUAAAUACAGGUUACAUCGUAGCAACUGGUGUCUUUUCUUACCAAGAGA
This is a messenger RNA of Anoplopoma fimbria (sablefish), 6210 nucleotides long. Its product is annotated as E3 ubiquitin-protein ligase RNF123. The record is from RefSeq and is a predicted model, not a curated record. Gene Ontology annotation, molecular function: protein binding; ubiquitin-protein transferase activity. The transcript has 40 exons. Gene Ontology annotation, cellular component: cytoplasm. Lineage: Eukaryota; Metazoa; Chordata; Actinopteri; Perciformes; Anoplopomatidae. The coding region runs from base 174 to 4184 and encodes 1336 amino acids.